Yamadazyma jaroonii is the source of this 2946-nucleotide messenger RNA. The record is from the annotation of a GenBank genome assembly. NCBI's taxonomy places the organism in Eukaryota, Fungi, Ascomycota, Pichiomycetes, Serinales, Debaryomycetaceae.
AUGGUUGAUGAUAUUGAAGUUGAUGAUCCUGGUCCAACUGGGACAAUAAAUGACAGAUUGGAACAUGGAAACGAAGUAAUUCGUGAAACCUUUGUAGAUAAAAAUACCAAGGAAGCGGAAAUCCUGAAAGAAGAGAAUUCAUCUAGUGUUCUGGAGUCUGAAGAUAAAAGUAGUGAAGAGAGAGAGACAGAAUCUGAACCAUCAGAAGAUGCAGAUGUUGAGGACGAUACUGGGAACGACGAUCAAGUAGUAAGGACUGCUUCUGAUUUGAACUCAGACUCAGACUCAGAACCAGAAUCAGACUCAGACUCAGAUUCAGACUCAGACUCAGACUCAGAUUCAAAUUUCAAUCCUAGAUCAUUAUCUGAUAUCAUAAUCGAAGAAAUCCAGAACGGGACCUAUACAUGUCUUGUUUGUACAUUGGAAAUCGAUUCUAAUUGUGAAAUAUGGUCAUGUGAAAGUUGUUAUAGAGUAUACGACUUAGAAUGUAUAAGAGAUUGGGCUGUUAGAGGUUCAUCUACCAAGAAUAAAAAAUGGAGAUGUCCUUCUUGUAAUGAUGAAAUUGGUAAGAUCCCAUCAAAGUUCACUUGUUGGUGUGGUAAAGUAGAAAAUCCAUCAUCUAGUUCGUUAGUUCCUUUUAGUUGUGGUAAUAUUUGUAAUGCCAAAUAUGAAGAUUGUAUCCAUUCAUGUUCUUCACCCUGUCACCCAGCUCAACAUCCAGUAUGUGGUGCUUUGGGUCCAGUGAUGAAAUGUCAAUGUGGUAAUCAUCAGAAGCAAGUCCCUUGUAUUAUAACUCCUUAUAAAACAGGUUGGACUUGUCCAGAUAAGUGCGACAUUUCACUUUGUGAUAUGGGCCAUAAAUGUCGCAAGAACUGUCAUUCUGGAUUCUGUGGGAUUUGUCACCAAACAGUCAAAGGCUCUUGCUAUUGUGGGAAGAACGAACUUGAGAUUAAAUGUCAAGAUAAGUUUUUGAAAGCUUGUAACGAUAGGGUGGGGAUUGGUUAUUGUGAAGAAACAACUAAAUAUUUCUUUGACUGUAAUGUUCAUUUUGAAAUUCUCGACUGCCAACCUCCAAGAUCUUCGGAACAAUGUAAGUUUUCACCAGAAGUUCUGAAUACUUGUCAUUGUGGUAAAUCUCCUGCUGCUGGAAGAUCCAAAUGUACCGAUCCUAUUCCUGAAUGUGAGUUAGUAUGCGGUAAAUUAUUAGAUUGUGGGUGUGAAUGUGCUAUGAAAUGUCAUGAAGGUCCUUGUGAAUGUUUCAAAAUCAUAAAAACCAAAUGUUCAUGUCAAAAUUAUGAAUUUUUGGUUCCUUGUAAAGCUUUACAACAAGGAUUUUCACCACAGUGUGAACAUAAAUGUGAUGCCCUUCUCAGUUGUAGAAGACAUUACCAUAAAGCUCAAUGUUGUGAAUACGAAAAGGUUGCUUUAGACAGAGAGAGAGUGAGAAAGAAACAGAUCAGAAACAAGUUGGUUUCUAAUGUUAAUCAAGACAUCAUGUCAAUUGAAUCGAUUCAUAUUUGUACUAGAAAUUGUAACAGACUCAAAAGUUGUCAAAAGCAUACUUGUGACGCUUUGUGCCAUGCCGGCCCAUGUCAAACAUGUCUUGAAUCUACCAAUGAAGAUUUGAUCUGUAAUUGUGGUAAGACGGUUAUCCCUGCACCAGUGAGAUGUGGUACCAAGAUAAAUUGUAUGGAACAAUGUGUAAGACCCAAAAGUUGUGGCCACAAGUCGGAGAUCCAUCAUUGUCAUGAAACUGGUGUUUGCCCUCCGUGUACUGAAAGAACGACCCGAAAAUGUGAAUGUGGAAGGAACGAUAUGCCAAAUAUCUUAUGUUCAGCUCCAGAUCCAAAAUGUAGUUAUAUAUGUAGGGAAUUGAAAUCAUGUGGUCACGAAUGUUCAAGGGCUUGUUCAAAGGCAUGUAACAAUGGGGUUCAUUUGAGCUACUGUAAUUCAUCGUGUAAAAAGAUUAGGAAAAGUUGUCCUCAUAGGUGUCAAGAAAAGUGUCAUUUCGGAAAGAAAGACUGUGAUGAUGUUUCUUGUAAAGAAUUGAUCGAUUUAAGUUGUAGCUGUGGAAGGAUCAAUAAGAAGGUCCCUUGUGGAGCCAACAAGACCACUGAAUCUGUGAUUGACUCAAAAUUACAUUGUGAUGAAGAGUGUGAAAGAAUUCAACGUGAUAACGAAUUGAAAGUGGCAUUUACGGGUGAAACUGUGGUUUCUGAUUCCGAAACCAUUUACUCACAGUAUGUUGUCGAUACUUAUAGAAGACAAACCAAUUGGUGCUCAAUGAUGGAAGGGUUCUUGAGGGAUCUAAUAAUCAACAAGCUGAAAAAGUUUCAUCAUUUUCAACCCAUGAAUCAUCCACAAAGAAAGUUCAUCCAUGAACUAGCUCAAAGUUUCAAACUUUACUCUGAAAGUUUAGACCCUGAGCCGAAGAGAACAGUUUACGUUUAUGUUACUCAGUACACAGUCUUACCUGAAAUCACAAUUAAACAAUUCAUUGAAGAAGAUGACAAAAAGAAAGAAUUAGAAGAACUAGCUAGAAAACUUGAACAGGAGAAGUUGAAUGAGGAAUUAUUUAAUUCCAUCAUAAUCGAAGAUGUCUAUUUCAGUAUCACUGAAGAAAGAUUAUUAUCCAUAAUCGAACCAAACCUCGGAAAUUAUCAUUUGGAAAAUCAAAUGGAAUUAAAACACAUUCAAGGAAGAUUCAUAUUGGUAUUCACAGGUGAACAAUUGACAGUCGAGGUAGAGAACAAUCUUUAUUUAUUAAUGAAGUACCUUCAGAAUAACUUUAGGGAAAAUUCCAUUGCGUUUGGCUGUAAGUUAUCACUUUUACAAGGUGAAGACAUUUUAAAGAUAGAUUCUAAAGUUAUAAGAGAACCUCCUAAAAAGGAAAAAUUAGAUAAUUUAGACAAUCUGUUUGAUAUCUUACAAGAUCAAACUAUAUAA